AUGGCGCUCACUACAGAGCCUGGGCAGCACCCGUUGCAGCCAUUGGAUAUCAUCACCCAGUCAGUAUGCCUAGCCAUCAGCACUUUCUGCGUCGGUAUGCGACUGUACACGAAAUUGUUGAUAACCAAAUCCCCCGGAUGGGAAGACUUCACCUGUGUCCUCGCAUGGAUGCAGCUGGGUCUGAUCGUCUAUGCGAUUGUCAGCUUUGAAGCCGACAGACAUGGCAACGGAUACCACCAGUGGGAGGUGAACGCAACAGACCUGCAAGAGUUCUCCAAGCUCGCAAACGUCUCACAGAUUAUCUACGGACCAAUCAUCUUUGUCACUAAACUAUCCAUCUUCCUGCUCUAUCUGCGGAUCUUUGCCCCGUCGACUAGAAGCAAAACGCAUAUUUUCAUCCAGGUCCUCAUCUGGGUGAACCUCCUUUUCUACACGGCCAACACGAUCGUCAAGAUCUUCGAGUGCACCCCUCGAUCCAAAAUCUGGGAUCGGGGUACCCCGGGGAUAUGUGUUAACAUCAACAGUCUGAUAAUGACGGCAGCGGUGUUCAAUGUGCUGUCGGAUUUUAUCAUCUUACUUCUGCCCAUCGCAUGCGUGUGGCGGUUGCAGAUGAAGCUCACAAAGAAACUGGCCACCUCGGCUGUAUUUGCCGCUGGUGCUUUAACGGCCGAAAUCACAUCCGGAAUCGUUGCGAGUUGUCUCCCCGCGGUCCCGUCGGUGUUCCGACUCUUCUUCCAGAAAACCAGAACGAUACUAUCCGAACGGGGCUCUCGCCACAGCACGCUCAAGGCGCUGGACUUCUCCCCGCGGUCGCAUCCUACCCGACAGACGAAGCAGUCGAACGAUAGUGACACGGAGUUGUACCCGUGCGACAGCAGUCCGUGGGAGCGGGAGCCAGAGCCGAGGCUUGGAGAUGUGUUCCAAGGGCUUUGCUAUACAAGGUCAGGGGCUAGAGGCGGAGAUGAUGGCGAUAAGUUGGUAGAUGGAGGCGAAAUUGCAGAUGGAGGAGGUGGUCCGCGCCAGGGAAUCCUCAAGAUUGUCGAGGUGGAUAUAGAAUCGGCGCCGGGCCGCCGUGAUAAGAGGUAA
Aspergillus terreus NIH2624 is the source of this 1086-nucleotide messenger RNA. RefSeq lists its product as uncharacterized. The transcript is spliced from 5 exons. The coding region runs from base 1 to 1086 and encodes 361 amino acids. NCBI's taxonomy places the organism in Eukaryota, Fungi, Ascomycota, Eurotiomycetes, Eurotiales, Aspergillaceae. The record is from RefSeq and is a predicted model, not a curated record.